CUCGAGAAACUCCCAAUCGGGGUGGGCCGGCACUUUUCCGUUUGCCGGACCCGCCGGAUGACAGUACCAAUGCGGCGGCUCUUAACUCUUUUCUUUUCUCAUCUCUUGUCUUCACUUCACUUCACUUCAGUAGUUGUGAUUCUGGAAAGUGGAGAGGAUAACGAAAAUGGAAGAAUGAAACCCGGGAGCAGCUUGCCGGAAACCCUACCGAGCGGUGAUCAAGGAAGUAGCCGUUUUCAGGUGGCUGUCAACCGAAAGGUAAAUCUCCCUCGCCGAAUUUUGUUUUCUAGGUUACCAUUGAUUUCAGGUCACCCACGAGAACUCAAAUGAACUGUUGGGUACUUCUAUCGAAAUUCGGGAUUUUUGAGCUUCGGUGUUAAGUUUUAUCGGCUUAGGCAUUUGCCAUUUGGUUGGUUCCACAAGAAUCAGCUGCCGAAUUGGGGUUUUAUCCAGUUCCACUUUGGUUUAUGUUCUCAUAUUAUGGUUACGGUGAAAGACUGGGAAUGGAGGAUUCUGAUUUCUCUGAACAUUGUCUUGUUCCUGUGCUUUCAAUCUGCAGAUAGAAGGAAAUGAUUUUAAACGGAUGCACGGUACCUUCGUGGUAUGCUUAUACGAAUACCAGGGCUGGUCAACUCACCUAUGGACAUGGUAGAUUGGUGUCUGCUCGUGUUCCACGGUUUCUUGCCAAUGCUGCACCAUUAAGCAUUAGAAGUUCUUGGCAGGAGCCAAAACUUUGUUUCUCUGGAGCUUUAUUAGGUGGGUCGCGUGAUCUCUCCGCUGUAUCAAGCCCUCUCCUAAGCGGGGAACAAGGCGGGCUAUUACACACAAUUCCUUCUCUUCCAAGAAGACGAGGAUCUUAUCUCCCUGCUCGAGCAGCAAAAGAUGUCCCCACCAGCUUUCGGUUCCCACCAAUGACCAUGAAGCCGAGAUGGUGGUGGAGAACCCUAGCAUGCCUCCCUUAUUUGAUGCCUCUCCACGAAACCUGGAUGUAUGCCGAGACAGCGUAUCACCUGCACCCCUUCCUCGAAGACUUUGAGUUUCUGACAUACCCAUUUCUUGGAGCUAUAGGGAGCUUACCGGGCUGGUUCCUGAUGGCUUAUUUCUUCGUCGCCUACCUUGGAGUUGUAAGGAGAAAGGAAUGGCCUCAUUUCUUCAGGUUCCAUGUGGUUAUGGGGAUGUUGCUCGAGAUUGCCCUCCAGGUUGUUGGCACAGUGAGUCGUUGGUUGCCACUCGGUAUCUACUGGGGCAAAGUCGGGAUGCAUUUUUGGGCAGCAGUGGCAUUCGCUUACCUCUUCACCGUCUUGGAGUGCGUAAGGUGUGCUUUAGCCGGUAUGUAUGCUGAUGUCCCUUUUGUGUGUGAUGCUGCAUACAUUCAGAUUCCAUACGACUAAGGUAGCAUAGCAGGUGAAGAGAGAAUCUAGGCACCUCUAUCUGUACGUUGUUGUAAUGCUCCCUUUUCCCAUAUGGAAUCUCUAGACUCUAGUUGCAAACAUUUUAAGUGAAGAAUCUUUUGUAUGCUUCCCUGUCUUGGAUGAACAAAGAAGUUGAAAAUCCACCAUUGAUUUGUUAACCAGUGAGAUACUUUGUCAACCAUGGGCAUGGGUUUGAUUUAACCAUAGGGUUAGGUUAUGGAUAGCUGGUUCAAGUAAGUACAUAUAGUGGUAUGCUUUUUGCUUCCUAUUGGUGAAAUGGCUCUGUUGUUUCCUUCCUAAAGAAAGAAACAAUUGUCAA
Linum trigynum is the source of this 1731-nucleotide messenger RNA. Lineage: Eukaryota; Viridiplantae; Streptophyta; Magnoliopsida; Malpighiales; Linaceae. The record is from the annotation of a GenBank genome assembly.